Messenger RNA from Pundamilia nyererei, 1199 nucleotides. Its product is annotated as probable alpha-ketoglutarate-dependent hypophosphite dioxygenase. The transcript has 7 exons. The record is from RefSeq and is a predicted model, not a curated record. The coding region runs from base 112 to 918 and encodes 268 amino acids. NCBI's taxonomy places the organism in Eukaryota, Metazoa, Chordata, Actinopteri, Cichliformes, Cichlidae.
CCAGGAUCCAGACUUGGAGAGACACCAACUGAAGACUGAACAGUGCACAGCUUCUACAUUAUAAAUUCUGAAAAAGCCUUAGCCAUCGUCUGUGAGACAAGUCCUGCAGAGAUGACUGCAUCCACAGAGAAACUGCGAGAGAGCUACAACCAGCAGGGCUUCCUCUCGGCACUGCCUGUGCUGAAUGAGACAGAGCUGAGGGAAGCAAGAGAUGCAUUUUCUAAGUUGGAGAUGGAAUUUGGUACUGAGUACACGCAGUACAGCCUUCACAAUGCUCACCUCCAGUAUCCAUGGGUGAUGAACCUGACCAAGCACCCUCACAUCCUGCAAGUGAUCACAGCCGUCUUGGGCCCAGAUGUGAUCCUGCUGGAUUCCCGCUUCAUCUGCAAAUACCCAGCAUCGGUCAAACCAGCCAAGGAGGAAACGAUUACCCAAAGCAAUGGGCACGCUGAAAAAGAUGAACUUCCAUACGUGGCCUGGCAUCAGGACAUGAGGUACUGGGGUAUCACUGGCGGCCCUGUUCUUUCUGUGUGGCUUGCUUUGGAUGACUCACUAAAAGAAAACGGUGCCCUGCGGGUUGUCCCAGGCAGCCACUGCUCAGGCAUGUUGCCCCAUCGCCAAGCCCUCCGUCCUGGGAAUAUGCUGUCAGUGAACCAGGAGAUCCCAGAGGAGCUGGUGCAGGUGGAGGAAGCUGUGUUAUGUCCUCUGUUAGCUGGACAGAUGUCUAUUCAUGAUGGACUCCUUGUGCAUGCAAGUGAUGCCAACACAUCACAAAAGAGACGCUGUGGGUUUGUGAUCCGUUACGUUCCCACCUGUGCUUACCCCACAGAGGAUCCUGAUCGUCCAAGGAAGUUUCAUGCAACAAAGUUGGUCAGCGGGACAGACGCAUUCAAUCAUUUCUCCAACAAAAGCACAUGAAUAUAAGUAUUCAUGUGACUACAGUCCAAUUUGCAAGACCAGGAGUUAAUAUAUGUUACAGAAAUAUAAUGUGUUGUUAAAGCAAAUGUUUAAGUUUUAUAAUCAAAUCAAAUUUCAGAUUAUUGAUAUAUUUAUCACAUUUCUGUCAUUUUUUGACAUAACUUGCUGUGUUUAAAUUCCUUUAAGACUAUAUCAUGAAUUAAUUAAAUAAUUGAAUGUGUAGAAACUGUUUUGUGCCAUAAACUGGUUUGUAAAAUUUGAAAUAAAUGACAAAUUGCAUA